Molecule: messenger RNA, 706 nt
Organism: Cebus imitator (Panamanian white-faced capuchin)
Lineage: Eukaryota; Metazoa; Chordata; Mammalia; Primates; Cebidae
Product: inactive heparanase-2-like
Exons: 3
Coding region: 74-706 (210 amino acids)
Cellular component (GO): extracellular matrix
Source: RefSeq, a predicted model, not a curated record
ACACACUUUAGAUAAGGACAAUUAGUCACUAGCGAGACCCAGUAGGAAGAGAGGUUUAAAUCUGAGGAAUUGAAUGAGGGUGCUCUGUGCCUUCCCUGAAGCCAUGCCCUCCAGCAACUCCCGCCCCCCCGCGUGCCUAGCCCCGGGGGCUCUCUACUUGGCUCUGUUGCUCCAUCUCUCCCUUUCCUCCCAAGCUGGAGGCAGGAGACCCUUGCCUGUAGACAGAGCUCCAGGUUUGAAGGAAAAGACCCUGAUUCUACUUGAUGUGAGCACCAAGAACCCAGUCAGGACAGUCAAUGAGAACUUCCUCUCUCUGCAGCUGGAUCCGUCCAUCAUUCAUGAUGGCUGGCUCGAUUUCCUAAGCUCCAAGCGCUUGGUGACCUUGGCCCGGGGACUUUCUCCCGCCUUUCUGCGCUUCGGGGGCAAAAGGACCGACUUCCUGCAGUUCCAGAACCUGAGGAACCCGGCGAAAAGCCGCGGGGGCCCGGGCCCGGAUUACUAUCUCAAAAACUAUGAGGAUGACAUUGUUCGAAGUGAUGUUGCCUUAGAUAAACAGAAAGGCUGCAAGAUUGCCCAGCACCCUGAUGUUAUGCUGGAGCUCCAAAGGGAGAAGGCAGCUCAGAUGCAUCUGGUUCUUCUAAAGGAGCAAUUCUCCAAUACUUACAGUAAUCUCAUAUUAACAGGUAAGGCUAUUGGAGUUGGUUGA